AUGCGGAUGUUGGGAUUUGCUCCUAUUAGAGAAAUGCUGGAUUCUUGUGUUUGUGUCUCCCUUGGUACAGAUGGAGCACCAAGCAAUAAUAGAAUGAGCAUUGUAGAUGAGAUGUACUUAGCAUCCCUAAUUAACAAAGGUCGUGAGGCAUACAUCAGUGGAACAACAAACCCAACUGCUCUUCCUGCUGAGACUCUGCUGAAGAUGGCUACUAUUAAUGGUGCAAAAGCAGUUCUGUGGGACAAUGAAAUAGGUUCGCUGGAGGUUGGGAAAAAGGCGGACUUGGUUGUGGUGAAUCCAUUUACAUGGUCCAUGGUCCCCUUACAUGACAGCGCUGGGUCUUAUGUGUCAAUGUUUUCACUCUGGUACUGUAGAGAAUACCAUUUUCCUAUUGUCACUCUAAAAACGAUGGACACCGUAAACUGUUUCAUUUCUGUUCAUGCUAGUUUUCAACUUCUGAUGAUAGCUGAAAAGUCAAAUGAAUACUUGGGCACUAAGCACCAAGUAUACUGGUUUGCAUGGGCUGUAGCACUGCACAAAGUUCCUUAG
Messenger RNA from Miscanthus lutarioriparius, 549 nucleotides. The record is from the annotation of a GenBank genome assembly. Lineage: Eukaryota; Viridiplantae; Streptophyta; Magnoliopsida; Poales; Poaceae.